AUGAAAUUUCUCUUGUUAAAAUUUAAUUAAAACUCUCUUUAAAAAAUAUCUGUUUUUGAUAAUAAUCAAUAAUAUUAUUUAAUUAAAUAGAUCUUUUACAAAUAGAUUGUUUUUAAGCAGCGGAGAAAAAAAAUGUUAAUCUUUGCUUAUUUAGAUACAAUUUUCGAAAAGAUUUCUGCUGAGGUAGGUAUCGCAGAUGAUUUGAUCAAAGUUGUUUUUACAUGGUUAGCAUGUAUUCCCUUAGGAUUCAUCCAUGGUUUUUUAAAAGAUCACUUUUUAAGAAAUAUGUACUCCUUGUUAACAGGACUCUUCUUAUCCUACAUGUGUAUAAAAGAAAAUAUGUAUGUAACUUUAGCUACUUCCAUAUGCACUUAUAUCCUUACUAGCAUGCUUUAAAAGAAGUCACCUAUUCCAGUCUUCAUAAUGACCUUUACUGUUCUAGUUUCACUCCAUAUUCACCGUUUUAUAUAUGACCCUAUGGGAUGGAAAAUGGAUGGCACUACCUCUCUCAUGUUAAUUAUUUGCAAGAAUAUUUAUUUUUCUACCUACGUAGCUGAUGGUCGUAUCUCAAAAAUCCCCAAUUUAUUAGAAUAUUUAGGAUACGUUUACUUUUACCCCUCUGCUAUUAUUGGUCCAGCUUUCAAUUUCAAUAUCUACAGCGACUUUAUUCAAUUAAGAGAUCACUAUGCAAAUAUUCCUCUUAAGGAAAAAACAAUUGCUGUUUUAAAGCAUUUAGGAUUAGCUAUUGCAAAUAUUAUUGGUAUGCAAAAAAUUUAUCCACAUUUCUCUAUUGAAAUUGUUGAUUAAGACUGGUUUAUCAAUGGAAAUUUCUUUAUUUAGGUUUUAAGCAUUAAUCUCCUUGGUGUAGUUUUACGUUUUAAGUAUUUCACAGCAUGGAAAUUAGCAUAAGCAGGUAUGAACGCUUCUGGUAUCACUUAUAGUGGUAAAGAUUUCAAUAAAAUUUAAUGUAUGGGUGACAGAUUCGAAAUUGAACCUAACCCUCGUUUGAAAACAGAAAUGUGGAAUACUUCUGUUUAGGUUUGGUUGAAAGAUUGUGUUUAUGAUAAAGUACUCCCUAAGUUUGGUCAAAACAAAAGUUUAUUAAUUACUUUCGUAAUUAGUGCUCUUUGGCACGGAGUUCAUCCCAUUUAUUACUUUACAUUUUUACACUGGGCUAUUAUGAAUGAUGUUUCUAAAUUCUUCUACCGUGCUAGAUCUAAAUUCUCCUGGCUUAAGGGACCUUUAAGAUAUGUUGUUUUCUGGUUCUUAGGAAAUACAGCUGUCUGUUACAUGGGUAUUGGUGUUGUUUUGCUAGAUUGGACUAAAGCCUUAAAUUUCUAUAAGUCCAUGUACUUUAUUCCAACUUUUAUUCAAGUUUUCUUGUAUGUUUUCUUCUUGACUACCAAGUGGGGCUCUGCUAGAGAAAAAAAAGAAGUAUCUGCAAUUUCAUAAAAAGAAACAAGCUCACCCUCUAAAAAGAAAGAUUGA
This is a messenger RNA of Tetrahymena thermophila SB210, 1488 nucleotides long. RefSeq names its product membrane-bound O-acyltransferase family MBOAT protein. Gene Ontology annotation, cellular component: membrane. The transcript is spliced from 4 exons. The record is from RefSeq and is a predicted model, not a curated record. NCBI's taxonomy places the organism in Eukaryota, Ciliophora, Oligohymenophorea, Hymenostomatida, Tetrahymenidae. Gene Ontology annotation, molecular function: acyltransferase activity. Gene Ontology annotation, biological process: lipid modification.